This is a messenger RNA of Arabis nemorensis, 1056 nucleotides long. NCBI's taxonomy places the organism in Eukaryota, Viridiplantae, Streptophyta, Magnoliopsida, Brassicales, Brassicaceae. The record is from the annotation of a GenBank genome assembly.
AUGUCUGAUUCUUCCUCCAUCCAUGACUCUCCACCGUCUCCGGCAAUCAACGUCGGCGAUUCAGAAACCACCGUCGCCAACGAUUCGGAUUCCAACGCGAAAUGUCAAACAGCGAUACAAUCACUAUCCUCAAUCGUCACAACAACAGAUAUCCCUUCCUCAAUCUCUCUCCUCCUCGACGACGACUCCGUCUCCGCCGCGAUAUCAACUCUCCUCCUCCGUCCAGAUUCAGGCUCCGGCGAUAACAACCUCUGCCGUUGGCUUUACGACACAUUCCAAUCCUCUGAACAAUCUCUCCAGCUUCUCGUCCUCCGUUUCGUCCCCAUGAUCGCUGGUCUCUACCUCUCUCGUGUACCUCUCCGGCAACCACAAGCCGGAUUCGAAGCCGUGUUACUCGCUCUCUACGCUCACGAAACAACCUCACGCGCCGGUCAAGCACUAACCGUCAACAUUCCUGAUCUCUCACACCCAAGCAUUUACCACGAAUCCAAAGGUCCAACGAAGAACAACUCGACGUGUCUCAACAUCGCCGUGAUCUCCUCCACGUUAGAUCCACACGGGACGGUUAGAUCCACGCGACGAGCGAGGAUCGUCGGAGUCGCGUUGGAGCUUUACUGUAGCAAAAUCUCGAGAAUGCCACGCGAAUCGAAGCUCAAUUUCUGCGAAUCUUGCGAGAAAUGGGCAGGGCAAAACGGAGAAACAGAGCAAUCACGAGCUGUGAUUCCUACGUUGAGCGAUGAUUCGUGGAGAGAAGAAGAGAAUGUUGCCAUGGGAGGAAGAUCUGAGAGAGAUAGCGGAAGGAUUCCGUUGCCGUGGGAGCUUUUGCAUCCGAUACUAAGGAUCUUAGGGCAUUGUUUAUUGGGAAAAAAAGAUACAGAAGUAUCGGAGGCGGCGAAUAAAGCUUGUCAGAGUUUGUAUCUCCGAUCACUUCAUGAUAUAAAUCCGAAGGCGAUUUUGGCUACCGGAAGUCUUCUCCGGCUCCGGGAGAUGGCUCUUGAUCCUAAAAACCAGGUCGAUCACACUGACAUAUCAAACGACGCCGUUCUCUCUGUUUGA